AUGGGAGGGCAUGAGCGGCAACACUGGACACAGUGCCUUUCGCUCCUGCUUGACAAGCACGACGGCAGUGUUGCCAACUCCUCAGUAUCUCUGGUGGCCACGGCUCCCCUCACCAACCUAGCUCUGGCUGUAAGGAUGGAGCUCCUCCCCAGGAAACUCAAAGGCCUCUAUAACAUGGGAGGCAAAACAGAGUCCAGAGGAAACACCACAAUGUGUGCAGAGUUCAACUUCGCCGCCAACCCGUAAGCAGCUUACAUCGUCCUGAAUAAAUUAUAAAACACUACCAACACCUUCUACAUUGUGAUUUAUGUUUUUCUGGUCUGUUUUGGUUCCACUCUACAGUCUUGGUGUGAUGGCUGGCUGGCUCAGGAGUCAGAGAAGGCUCACUUCAUGGCCCGGAUCUUCUGUCACACUAUGGAGGAGUCCUACAGCGAGCGCUCCCAGGUGCAGAUUGUCGACGGUAUGGGCUUUGUGUCAUGUGACUCCUACGCUAUGGCGGCGACAAUUGAUGACGCCUUAUCAUUGAGAGCGACCACAUGGCGGGGAGCUGAUGGGCACACGUGCGGCAUGAUGAUCCUGAACACGCUGGGCACACUGAAGAAGACUCACAAGGCCUUUGUCAUGAGGAAGGUGAACAUGGAGAGGCUUAGCAGCUGAUGAUGGACGCCCUGAUGUAAUGUCUAGACCGGCUCUGCUACAGCUAACCACUAGACUGUAGAACUAAAUUAACAGCUGUUUGGUGACCAUGACCCCUAUGGGACCGUAACCAGAGAACAGUGACAACUCUAACCUCAUCCAGUCACCCCAAGACCAUUACUUAAGCAUACACCACAAUCCAUCCUUAACAUAAACAUUACUACAGUGGCUCCCACUUACACAGCUGAUUAGAGAACAGAGACUCAACUGGUUAAAGAGAUUGAACGGGAUAUUAAGCACUUACAAAUUCGUAACAUUUUAUAAGAAUUGGAAUUGGGAACAUAUCAUACGAAUUGCAGGAAACAUUUUUUUACAAAA
Coregonus clupeaformis (lake whitefish) is the source of this 1014-nucleotide messenger RNA. RefSeq lists its product as uncharacterized. Lineage: Eukaryota; Metazoa; Chordata; Actinopteri; Salmoniformes; Salmonidae. The record is from RefSeq and is a predicted model, not a curated record. Gene Ontology annotation, molecular function: hydrolase activity, hydrolyzing N-glycosyl compounds.